Notodromas monacha is the source of this 1443-nucleotide messenger RNA. The record is from the annotation of a GenBank genome assembly. NCBI's taxonomy places the organism in Eukaryota, Metazoa, Arthropoda, Ostracoda, Podocopida, Cyprididae.
AGGGUUAGCUUAUCUGGAGUUAAUUAAAAAAGAUAAGAACUAGCAGCUCUCGUCGUGCAUUAUUCCAGUCUUCGACUUCGUUAUUACGUUGUCAUGGGGUUUCCCGUACACAGGUGUGUGGUCGCUGUCGACCUAUUCGCAGUUUUGGUGGUAUUAUUGGCGACGACAGUUUGCUUAGCGGAGUACGAAAUGAGUGGGAAAUUCCUUCGUCAAGACCUCGGCAGUGAUUCCGGGGAUUGGAGUGUUCAAAAUGGCGACGGUUCGAUCCAGGUGGCAGCUGUUGUGCCUGGCGGGAUCUACACGGACUUGCAGCGAGGUGGAAUCAUUGGAGAUCCUUACUACGGAUUUAAUGAUCGCGAGUACAAAUGGGUGGGAAGGAGUAACUGGACUUACUCUAGGAGCUUCGAUGUCGAGUCUGAAUGGAUGCAGAAGGAGAACGUGGCGCUGGUGUUUGAAGGACUCGACACGAUUGCCACUGUAUUCGUGAAUGAUCAGCAAGUCGGAAGCAGCGACAACAUGUUUGUUCGUCACGUGUUUCGCAUAAAACCUAUGCUACAGGUGGGUGCGAAUACGUUGCGAGUCGAGUUCGAGUCUCCUGUGCUGUGGGCUCAGAAACAAGCUGAGGAUCACGUGGCCCAGCUGGGUUAUGGAAUCGUACCUGCGUGUCAGGCACCGGAAUUCCAAGGGGAAUGUCACAUGAACAUGAUUCGGAAAAUGCAGGCAUCGUUUGCUUGGGACUGGGGACCUUCGUUCCCUUCCGUUGGGAUCUGGAAAUCCGUUCGCCUGGAGGCAUUCAGCUCGUGUGUCAUCAGGGAUGUCAAGGUGUCAAUGACGCCAGUGCUGCCAGAUGAGGUGGAAUCAUCUGACUGGACAGUUCAGCUGCGUGUUCAUCUUGAGGCUGCAACUUCUGAGGUCAUGCAGAGUACAUUACGUUGGUCAAUGCCGGAAUUGGAAUUGGAGGGAACUCAGCAAGGAUCUGUGACCCCAUCUGCGGAUUUUGAAGUCGUUAUGGCGGCCAACUUCAAUGUCUCAAAGGAGCAGGGUUUGAAGUUGUGGUGGCCAAAUGGGUAUGGAGAGCAGAACCUUUAUACUCUGGAAGUGACUUACUUGGAUGGCUCAUCAACUGAAGAGAGCUCAGUACAACAGAUGAAAAUUGGCUUUCGCACUGCAGAACUUGUGCAAGAACCUAUUCCUGGGGCUGAGGGUCUCACUUUUGAGUUCGUCGUCAACAACGUGCGGAUGUUCUCCAAGGGCUCCAACUGGAUCCCUGCUGAUGUGCUGCCAGAACGUGUGACGAUUGACCAGCUGAAACACUUGCUUGGAGCAGUCAGAGACACUCAUCAGAACAUGAUGAGGGUCUGGGGUGGCGGAAUCUACGAGUCUGAGGAUUUCUACGCCCUCGCCGACGAGAUGGGCAUCAUGAUUUGGCGAGCAAUUUAUUAA